GAAAAAAGCACUUUACAAGAGCUUUUUGGCGGCAUUUGGUAUUUAAAUUUUUUCUCACUCAAAUUCAAUCACAAAAGUUUUGUUUCAUAUGUUUUUUUGAAGUUCAGAUUUCGGUCUUUCCAACGGAAAAACAAUUAACCCUUCCGGAUAUUUUGGAAGAAAGCCAUAGUGGAAACAAAAGAAAGGAAAAACUUUUACAUCACCCGUUAGAACUUUUUUGACUCACUUAUUGGAGAAAUUCUUGAACUUCAUCAGAUUUAGUUCAUUUAUGAAUAUAAAUUUUCUCUGUUUCAAACAGAUACGGACAGUAGUUAAACAUGCACAUGAAUUAAUUGUACAGAUAGCUAAUGAUCAAACGGACCGUGAGAAGAUAGAAAACGCAACGCCACUAAGUGUAUUCAAUCGAACAGAAAAAACAUGUGUGGAUCUUAAAACAGAAAAUUCAAUUUUUAUGUGGUUUGAGCUAUUCAUUGAAAUACUGAUUCGAAUGAAACAUACAGAAACAUCGAGAAAAGAACUUGUUGAUAUUUGCAAGAUAAAUUACGAAGGAAAUCAUAUCCAAUUGGAUAUUAUCGAAGAAUUUGAUCGAACAUACACUCCUUCUAAAGCAAUUGAGUGGUACACAAGAGCAUGUUGUAUUUAUAAAAUUCUUAACAAAGCACUCCGUAUAAAAGAUUUGGAUAUUCUUUUUGCAUUUCGAUUUUUAAUCACAGACAUAUUCACACAACUCAAACAAGAACAGCAACGUUUUCUACGUGAUGAUCCAAUUAUUAUAGUCUAUCGAGGCCAGGCAAUAUCAAUGAUGGAAUUAAAUCGAAUGAAAUCUAGUAUUGAUGGAUUUAUAGCAACGAAUACUAUUGGAGGCGAUUUACAACCAAUUCUAUUUGAAAUUGAAGCUAAUACACGUCUUGAAACAAAACCAUUUGCCAAUAUUUCACAUUUGAGUUAUUUUCGACAAGAAGAAGAAGUUCUUUUUAUACUUGGAACAAUAUUUCGAAUAAAUAAUAUUGUUUACAGUCAAAAACAGAAUAUUUGGAUAGCGAAAUUGGUUUUAUGUACCGAAAAUGAUGAUGAGUUAAAAACGGUGUUUGAUUAUAUGAAAAAUGAAAUAGUUGAAGAAACUGAUCUUAUAUCGCUUGGAAAUUUAUUAUGGGAAAUAGGUGAAUUUGGUAAAUCAGAAAAGUAUUAUCAUCGUUUAUUAAAUAUGGAACUGCCAACUAAUGACGUCAAUAUUCCACGAUGUUACGAUGGACUUGGAUCAAUUGCAAAAGAUAAAGGAGAUUAUGAAAAUGCAUUUAUCCGACAUAAAACAGCAUUAGAUAUCAGAUUAAAGACACUUUCCCACAAUCAUUGUGAUAUUGGAAAUAGUUAUAACUGCAUGGGCGAGGUUUACAGAAAGAAAGGUGAUUACGAUAAUGCACUUGAAUACUAUUAUAAAGCAUUAAAGAUUUGGUUAAAUACUUUGGGUAAUGAUCAUCGAAGAGUGUCAUGGUGUUAUAACAACAUUGGUAAUGUGUACGAGAACAAAAAUCAAUAUGAACAAGCACUGUUUAAUUAUAAUAUAGAUCUUAAAAUAUGUCAGAAAAUUCUUCCUUCUGGUCAUCCAGAUUUAGCUUGUACAUACAAUAGCAUUGGCAAUAUCUACUCUAAAAAGGGUGAAUAUGAUUUAUCGUUCGACAACUAUGAAAAAGCGUUAAAAAUUCAACUCAAAUCUUUACCAUCGAGUCAUCAACUAAUAGCUGAAACAUAUGAAAAUAUUGGUGCAUUGUAUGAAUUAACCAAUAAAUUAGACUUGGCUUUAUUGAAUUAUAACAAAGCAGCACAAAUAUUUCACAGUUCUCUUCCACUGACGCAUCCCGACGUUAUCCAGAUUGAAAAUUUCCUUCGAAGAGUCAAUGACAAACUUAAGUAA
Molecule: messenger RNA, 1912 nt
Organism: Didymodactylos carnosus
Lineage: Eukaryota; Metazoa; Rotifera; Eurotatoria; Philodinida; Philodinidae
Source: the annotation of a GenBank genome assembly